UGUUUAUGUGUGACUAGGUCUUUGAUUGGUGUGGCUUCUCCUUCUUAAGUCUGGUGUAGGAUGAGCACCACUGAAAGCAAAGGGAAGAGAGUAAGUCCCAUGCAGUCAUCAGCGGUUGAAUGGUUCAUCUACGUAGGUUACAAAGGCGACAUGGUACCUGUCCGGCCUGAUACAUGCGGAAAUGCAAGGAGCGGUCUCUUCCUCCCUCCCUCUCUGCGUCCUCCCAAACCAACACGGGUGACGAGACGCAAAGGCCGUGACAUACAUAAGCUCCCAUCUCCAAGCCUGCCUGGGGACUUGAAUCCAACGUCUCAUACUCCUCCGCCCACAACAAACCAAGAGAAAGCAGAAUCCCUCCUAGGAAACACUGAUGGCUGCCUUGGUGACAUGUGACUACUGACGGCCGUGUGGACCAGACGAUAAGGAGGCGAGGCAGAGAAGAGAUGAGGAUGUAACGCUCUUCAGCCGGCGCUCCGCAAACGCUUAUUGACGCCAGAGACAGAGAAGAGUAACACUAACAUGUUUUCUUUUUAGUGGCAGGACUAGUACAAGGCAAGACAUACAAAGAAAGCAAGCCGGGUAGUUUACAUCGCUUUUGUCACCACGUUUACCGAGUUGCCGUGUCACCAGUCAAUUUCACGAAGCAAGGGAGAAGCUAAUACAUCUUUUCCUCAGUUACAGAACGAACACAGCUGCGGUGGGCAGCCUCAAGGAAAGGAGACCAGCGCCAUGUACUAUUCUUUAUGUUCCCUUGUUAAUGAAUUCCUGGCGUCCUCUCCCUUUCCUCAUCCCGCAUUGGGAGUAUUGGGCGACUUUCUUCCUUCGUUAGUUGUAGUUUAGAGAAAGAUAACAUGGACUUUGGAUGGUUUUUUGUAGUGUAUAAGACAUUUGUGUGUAAGAUGUAGUAUUAAGUUACCCUCAUGACACUCCACUCACUACUACCGCUAUUACACACACACCCACACCUAUACCCACCCACCCACCCACUCACCAACACCCCCGCCCCCACACACAAACACACACAGUACCACACACAUCUUGCUGACAUCUUUUCCUUCAUUCACAGAACCAUUCAAGUGGGGCUACACUGACAAAAAUGGACCCGCCACCUGGCCUGCUAACUUCCCAACGUGUGGCGGGUCGCGGCAGUCCCCCGUGGCGCUGGUGGCCAAGGAUGCUGUGGGAACCAACCCUUGGAUUCCCUUCAACUUUGAGAAUUACAGAGAGACUCCCACCAGCCAAACACUCUUGAAUAACGGACAUACAGCCAUGGUGAUGCUCGAGCAGAAGAACCCGCCAGCACUGUUUGGUGGCGACCUGGAUGGCCAAUACAAUUUCCUACAGUAUCACUUCCACUGGGGCAAGGACUCGUCGGAAGGAUCUGAGCAUACCAUCGACGGCAAGAAGUUCCCGGGCGAGAUUCACCUGGUGCACUGGAAGGCGAGCUACGGCAGCGUGGCCGAGGCCAUUAACUUCGAUGACGGCAUCGCGGUACUGGGCAUCAUGCUGGAGUUGAGUAAAACAGAUAACGCGUACCUAAACCCCAUCUUCGACAACCUGGAUAAGAUCACGAAGGCCGAUGCUGAAGUUAAGAUUCCACCCUUCGCCCUCAACCGACUCCUGCCAUUAAACGUCGACGAUUUCUUCCGGUAUGAAGGCUCCCUCACCACCCCGACUUGCAAUGAGAUCGUGAUAUGGACCGUCUUCAAGGACACCGUCAAGAUAUCUUACAAACAGUUGGCGAAGUUCAGGACUCUGAUGGACGAGAAAGGCAACUUACUGGUCGAAACUUUCCGUCCCGUCCAACCUCUCAACGGCCGCGAAGUGGCUAUGGGUCGCAAAAGUCCGUACUGGAGCUACGUUCCUCCUUUCGGUCCAUCCAACUGGGCAGACUCUUUCCCCAUUUGCGGCUCCGACGUGCGCCAAUCUCCCGUCGCUCUCGUCACCGCAGACGCUGUUGGGGAAUUCCCGAGAGUGAACCUUGGUACCAAGUUCUACGAUACUCCACCUGAGAACCUGAUCCUCUUCAACAACGGACAUACUGCACAAGCCAGAAUAACCUACGCAGCUGGAAAGGAGGCGUCGAUCAAAGGCGGUGACCUGGACGGAAAAUACCAACUCCUUCAAUUCCACUUCCACUGGGGUGCCAACGAUGGCUUGGGUUCAGAGCACACCAUUGACGGCAAAAGAUUCCCUCUCGAGAUACACCUUGUCCACUGGAAGACAAGCUACGGUUCUGUGUCCGAGUCUCUGAAUUUCGGUGAUGGCCUGGCCGUGCUGGGCAUCAUGGCGGAGAUCAGCCAGAAGGACAACCCCAAGUUACAACCUAUUAUUGACGCACUGGCAAACAUACAUGAGCCUGAUGAAGAGACGGUGGUGGAUUCCUUCAUCUUCAGAAACCUACUCCCUGAUAACAUUGAUAGCUUCUUCCGGUACGAAGGUUCCCUCACCACGCCGACCUGUAAUGAAAUCGUUAUCUGGACUGUCCUGAGAAACACAAUCCCCAUUUCCUCCAAACAGCUAGGCAGAGUUCCGCAAGCUGAGGGAUGACGGUGGAAUCUUUCUUCAGAACAACUUCCGACAGCCGCUUCCACUCAACGGGCGUCAGGUGUUCAUUGCCAGCGAGACAAUGCACUGGUCUUACGUCGGAGCCACCGCGGCGGAGAAUUGGCCAGCCAUCUUCGACAAAUGCGUAGGGGAUAGACAGUCUCCCGUGGCUUUAAAGACGAGCUCCGCUGUCACUUUCACCCC
Messenger RNA from Portunus trituberculatus (swimming crab), 2751 nucleotides. RefSeq names its product carbonic anhydrase 2-like. Gene Ontology annotation, cellular component: plasma membrane. The transcript is spliced from 16 exons. The record is from RefSeq and is a predicted model, not a curated record. Lineage: Eukaryota; Metazoa; Arthropoda; Malacostraca; Decapoda; Portunidae. The coding region runs from base 1270 to 2550 and encodes 426 amino acids. Gene Ontology annotation, molecular function: zinc ion binding; carbonate dehydratase activity.